This is a messenger RNA of Baudoinia panamericana UAMH 10762, 723 nucleotides long. RefSeq lists its product as uncharacterized. Gene Ontology annotation, cellular component: HAUS complex. Gene Ontology annotation, biological process: spindle assembly. Bases 1 to 723 code for a protein of 240 amino acids. The transcript has a single exon. The record is from RefSeq and is a predicted model, not a curated record. Lineage: Eukaryota; Fungi; Ascomycota; Dothideomycetes; Mycosphaerellales; Teratosphaeriaceae.
AUGAUCACAAUACUGGAAGACAAGGUCGAAGAGCGCGACAAAGAGCUUCUUCAUGCCGAGCUUGAGCGGCUAGAUGUACUGCAGCACUACUCUACCUCUGUUCAAGAGCUAACACGAGCCAAGCAACACGCCGCCCCCGUUGGGAGACUCUUGUCUAACAGACUUCUCCAGGACGCCGCUGCACUCACGAAGAUGAUUGAUCCAGGAGGCUCACUGCCGGUUACCGAACUUCCCAAGGCCAUACAGCGCCUACAGGUCCGCACGCAGGCAGCUCGAUCGCAGCUGGCAAGAACUCGCUUCGCUCUUGCCAAUCAGAUUCAACUGCUCCAUGAGAUCUACCGCCAGAUCGUGUCUACCAGCAUUCAGACCCUCGAGCAAACAAUCCAUGGCUCGGUGGCACGCAGCUCGAAAGCGAAAGCGGACUAUCUCGCCACUGUUGCGGAGGGCAUGAGUAAGAAGCUUAGAGUGCAGCAUGCGCAGCUUCUGCAGCAGGUCUACUCUCCCAAGGUGCAGGAGGCGCUGAAGGUCAGAAAGGCAGUCAUGGUUGCCGAGAUGGCCACGGUGAGACGCCAGCUGCGCGAGGCGGAGGAGAAGAUUGCCAAGUACCGCCAGGCGAAAGGCCUGGAGGGCAUCGCCAGCGAGUACGCGGAGGUGCUCAAGGAGACCAGGCGGGUCAAGGAGGAGAUCGAACGACUAGAGAAGCGUGACGUACAUCCUGGCUGA